Molecule: messenger RNA, 2082 nt
Organism: Chanos chanos (milkfish)
Lineage: Eukaryota; Metazoa; Chordata; Actinopteri; Gonorynchiformes; Chanidae
Gene: otud5b
Product: OTU deubiquitinase 5b
Exons: 9
Coding region: 149-1819 (556 amino acids)
Biological process (GO): protein deubiquitination
Molecular function (GO): cysteine-type deubiquitinase activity; K63-linked deubiquitinase activity
Source: RefSeq, a predicted model, not a curated record
AUUUCUAAUAAAACUAAAGGAAGGGUUACACACACAUAGUUUUGAGGUACAUGUAGCAAACUAAAUAUUCCACAGAGGAGCCGUAAACCGAAUAUUCUGGCUAGCUAGCUUUUGAUUAAGCUUUUUUAGCUAGCUAGCAAGGUUAGCUAUGACUAUUCUUCCAAAGAAGAAACCGACCACGACAGUCGGUGUGAAUGAACACCCUGAAGAUGCGGACAGAAGAGGCAGCUCAGAUUCGCACUCUCAUACCCACCAGCACUCUCAUCAACUCGGUGGCAGAGCUGGAUCGAGGCCCCGAGCUUCUCCGCCUCCUUGGUCAUACCAGGCCGCGCCGCACACGUCGAGAGAGGAUCGGCGGAUUGAGGCAACCACUCGUCCGCAGCAGGCCUCUCCACAGCCCGUGGUAGCAGGGUCCUCUGUCGUGCAGUGUGAGGUUAACUCCAACGCUGUCGUUACAUGUGUAGUUGGAAACCGCGGUGAAUUACCAUGUGGCACAGGCGUUGGAAGUUGUUGCUCUGGACCGGGUCUGAGCAAGAGGCGGCGACAGACGGUGUGCCCCAGUGGGAUGGCAGGUGGAGGCGGUGGAGGUCCUGGUACUGACCCCGAAGAGGCAGCCGGUGGCAACAACAGCGAGGACGAGUAUGAGAAUGCGUCAAGACUACAGGCUCUAGAUCCUGCAACAGUCGAACAGCAAGAAGAAUGGUUUGAGAAAGCUCUUGGAGAAAAGAAAGGAUUUGUGAUCAAAAAGAUGAAAGAGGAUGGGGCGUGUCUUUUCAGAGCCGUUGCUGAUCAAGUAUAUGGGGACCAAGAUAUGCAUGAUGUGGUACGAAAACAUUGUAUGGAUUACUUGGUGAAAAAUGCAGAUUACUUCUCUAGUUAUGUCACAGAGGAUUUCACCACAUACAUUAACAGAAAGAGAAAGAACAAUUGUCAUGGGAACCACAUUGAGAUGCAGGCCAUGGCAGAAAUGUACAAUCGACCAGUGGAGGUCUAUCAGUACGGCAUAGAACCAAUCAACACGUUCCAUGGCAUCCAUCAGAACAAUGACGAACCUAUACGAGUUAGCUACCAUCGCAACAUUCACUACAACUCUGUGGUGAAUCCCAAUAAAGCCACCAUUGGAGUGGGUUUGGGCCUUCCCUCCUUCAAACCAGGGUAUGCUGAUCAGUGUCUAAUGAAAAAUGCCAUCAAGACCUCAGAGGAGUCCUGGAUCGAGCAGCAGAUGCUGGAGGAUAAGAAGAGAGCCACAGACUGGGAGGCUACCAAUGAAGCAAUUGAGGAGCAGGUGGCUCGCGAGUCCUAUCUGCAGUGGCUUCAGGACCAAGAGAAACAAGGAAGACAGGUAUUAAUAAAAACAAGCAGUUUCCUCAUUCCACGUAAGGCCAGCGCCACCUGCAGCUCUGCCACCGCUGCCUCGUCCAGUGGUUUUGAGGACUGGAGCUGCCGCUCCCCCCGCCAGCGCAGUUCAGCCCCCUCUCCAGAACACCCAGGGCCCGCACACUCUGAGACGCCUUCGAAACCACCCUCACCCCCCGGAGCCACGCUGAUGCUCCCCAAACCCCCUUCUCCAUGCACUCCAGGUCCCAGCAACCAGUGCUAUGUGGGGCAGGACCGAUCCUCUUCCUCUUCUCUAGUGUCUCUCUACCCAUCUCUUGGUUACCAUGCCAUCAUGCAGGAAAUGUCACCUACUGCUUUUGGCAUGACAGACUGGGAAGACGAUGAAAUUUUGGCCUCAGUUUUGGCUGUUUCACAACAAGAAUACCUCGAUAACAUGAAGAAAAAUGCAAUGCAUAGAGAAUCCUCUCCAGACAGCAGUUGAUGUACAGGAUGGCAGAGCGGGCAACAGAAAAAGUGGAAGAAAUACAAGCCUCUUGACAACUUUACACCAUUUUGACAACAUACAAGUUUUCUUUGUCUCUCUUCUCCCUCCCUGUUUUUUUCACACUCACACUCUGUGCUUCCCUCCUAUCCCCUUCAAACCUUCAUCUCUCAUAACAUUGAAACUCAUGGACCUAGUAGGUGCAUGUUAAAAUAAAUAUCAUAGAAAAAGUUAAUGUUAUCCUUAUCAUUCUGAUUGUUGGU